Thamnophis elegans (Western terrestrial garter snake) is the source of this 2679-nucleotide messenger RNA. It is a transcript of the gene POSTN, whose product is annotated as periostin. NCBI's taxonomy places the organism in Eukaryota, Metazoa, Chordata, Lepidosauria, Squamata, Natricidae. The transcript is spliced from 24 exons. The record is from RefSeq and is a predicted model, not a curated record. Gene Ontology annotation, molecular function: protein binding. The coding region runs from base 27 to 2645 and encodes 872 amino acids.
CGCUCAAGAAACAGAGAGACAGAAACAUGGACUUCCUGUGGGUUGCUACAGUCACUAUUUGUUUCAUGCCAGUUUUUCAUCUAGCAGAAUCUUACACUGCUCAUUAUGACAAGAUUUUGACCCACAGUCGAAUCAGGGCACGUGAUCAAGGGCCAAAUGUCUGUGCUCUCCAGCAAGUUAUGGGAACCCAUAAGAAAUAUUUCAGCACAUGCAGGAACUGGUACCAGGGAGCCAUCUGUGGAAAGAAAGCGACGGUUUUAUAUGAGUGCUGCCCUGGCUAUAUGAAGAUGGAAGGAGAACGAGGCUGUCCUGCAGUGGCUCCAAUAGACCACAUAUUUGGUACUUUGGGCAUAGUAGGAGCUACCUCCACUCAACGUUAUUCUGAGAUGUCGAAACUGAAGGAAGAAAUUGAAGGACCUGGCUCUUACACAUUAUUUGCACCAAGCAAUGAAGCUUGGAAUCUUUUAGAUCGUGAAAUCUACAAUGGUCUGAUUGAAAAUGUAAACAUCGAACUGUAUAAUGCUCUCCACAACCAUAUGGUAAACAAACGGAUGUUGACAAAGGACCUUCGGAAUGGCAUGACUCUGGUGUCUAUGUACAACAAUCAAAACCUGCAUAUAAAUCACUAUCCCAAUGGGGUUGUGACUGUUAAUUGUGCCAGAAUCACCCAUGGCAAUCAAAUUGCUACAAAUGGUGUUGUUCAUGUAAUUGAUCGUGUGCUAACUCCAGUUGGUAAUACUAUUCAAGACUUCAUUGAAUCUGAAGAUGAUCUCUCGUCUCUCAAAGCUGCUGCCUCUACAUCAGAUGUAAUGGAAACUUUAGGGAAGCCUGGGCAUUAUACACUUUUUGCACCUACUAAUGAAGCUUUUGAGAAACUUCCACGUGGAACCUUGGAAAGAAUAAUGAGAGACAAGGUGGCUUCUGAAGCUCUGAUAAAGUUCCACAUUUUAAAUACUCUUCAGUGUUCUGAAGCCAUCAUGGGUGGGGCAGUCUUUGAGACCAUGGAAGGGAAUACAAUUGAAAUUGGCUGUGAUGGUGAAAGCUUGUUAAUCAAUGGAGUCAAAAUGGUGAACCGAAAAGACAUUGUGACAAGUAAUGGUGUCAUUCAUCUCAUAGAUCAAGUGCUUAUUCCUGAUUCAGCUAAACAAGUUAUUGAACUUGCUGGCCCCCAUCAAGCUACCUUCAAGGACUUGGUGGCUCAGCUUGGCUUGGCUGCAUCUCUACGGCCAGAAGAAGAAUAUACCCUGUUAGCUCCAUUGAAUGGGGCUUUUUCUGAUGACACUUUAAAUAUGGAUCAGAGAAUCCUUAAACUGAUUCUGAAGAAUCACAUUUUGAAAGUGAAAGUUGGCUUGAAUGAUCUUUACAAUGGACAAUUCUUGGAAACACUAGGAGGAAAGAAGCUAAGGGUAUUUCUAUAUCGAACAGCUGUGUGUAUUGAAAAUUCAUGCAUGAUUCGAGGAAGCAAAGAGGGAAGAAAUGGAUUCAUCCAUAUUUUUAGGCAAAUAAUCAAACCAGCAGAAAGAACUCUACAUGAAAUAUUGCGAUCUGACAAACGAUUCAGCACUUUCCUUAGUCUUGUGGAAGCUGCAGGCUUAGAAGAGAUUCUGUCCCAGCCUGGUGAUUGGACUUUCUUUAUUCCAACAAAUGAUGCUUUCAAAGGCUUGACUGAACAAGAAAAAGAGAUUCUGAUAAGAGACCAAAAUGCUCUUAGGAAUAUUUUGCUUUAUCAUUUGAUACAAGGAGUUUUCAUUGCAAAUGGAAUUGAACCUGGUGUGACUAGCAUUCUUAAAACUAUCCAAGGUGGCAAACUAUAUUUGAAAAUGAUAAAUGACACUCUUCUGGUAAAUGAACUGAAAUCAAAAGAAUCUGAUCUCAUGGCAACUAAUGGUGUGAUUCAUGUCAUAGACAAGCUUCUGUAUCCUGCAGAUAUGCCAGUUGGAAAUGAUCAGCUCCUUGCAAUUCUCAGAAAAUUGAUUAAGUACAUUCAGAUCAAGUUUAUCCGUGGUAGCACAUUUAAAGAAAUUCCACUAACAUUUUACAAUAUUAAAAAGAUUACAAGGGUAGUUGGUGGUUCCACAAUUCGAAAGGAGAUUGAAGUGCCAUCCAUUACAAAGUUCACCAAAGUGAUUGAAGGGGAGCCAGAAUUUAAGCUGGUCAGGGAAGGAGAGACAAUAACUAAAGUGAUUCAUGGAGAGCCUAAAAUUAAAAAAUACACAAAAAUAAUUGAUGGGCAUCCUGUGGAAGUGACUGAAAAAGAGGUGACUGAAGAAAGAAUUAUUCAAGGCCCUGAACUGAAAUAUACUCGAAUCACUGCUGGUGGAGGAACAGAUAAUGAAGAGACUCUUAAGAAAUUGCUAGAGGAAGAGGUUACCAAGGUGACUAAACUCCUUGAAGGUGAUGGUCAUUUACUGGAUGAUGAAGAAAUCAAACGACUCCUCCAGGGAGCUGGAUCUGAGUACACUAAAGUUACUAAAAGGAUUGAAGGAGAGCCACAGAUUAUUGAAACAGAAAUAAAGAAAAUUCAUCUGGAAGACAUCCCAGUAAGAAAAGUACAGUCAUCUAGAAAGGCACAAGGAUCACUACGGAGAAAAACAAGACUUGUUAGACCUGGCACAAGAAGACAAAAUCCACAGAAAGAGAACUGAAAAAGCUUUGAAAAAUUUAAACAAAUUUUAAAAA